Ustilago hordei is the source of this 717-nucleotide messenger RNA. RefSeq lists its product as uncharacterized. NCBI's taxonomy places the organism in Eukaryota, Fungi, Basidiomycota, Ustilaginomycetes, Ustilaginales, Ustilaginaceae. The record is from RefSeq and is a predicted model, not a curated record. Bases 1 to 717 code for a protein of 238 amino acids. The transcript is spliced from 2 exons.
AUGACAACGAGUCAACAUCUCCAGCUGGAAUUCGCACAGCGCGACAUUUCCUUCCAAUACGCACAGCUCUGCUUGUCAUCCAAUUGCCCAUCUGGCAUCUAUGUCCAGCUCGAUGACGACGACACACAUCUGAUCUUUGUCCAGCACAGCCCAUUCAACGGCGGCGUCUUUCGAUUCGACAUCGUCUUCCCCCCAACCUACCCUUCCGCAACCCCACAAGUCUUCUUUCCUCCCACCCUCCUCCACCCUUUAGUCGACCCCGACACAGGCCGCCUCCUCCUAAGCUCCAGAUUCCGGGCCGCUUGGAAGCCACGUCAAGACUUUGUCUUUCAUAUUCUCCACUUCGUCAAAUCCGCUUUUCAGGAAGAAACACUCGAAUCACUGCGGGAAGGAGUCGUUGCAAACCCUGAAGUGUUAAGAAUGUUCAGAACGCAUAGGACACUGUUCAAUAAGCUGGCGCUGCAGUCAGUUGCACUGUCGACAGCUCCUUCGAGCUUGUACGAUGUUAGUGGGGGGAGUGGUUUUCCGAAUCCUAGUAUUGGGUUGAAUAGAGCAGUUCCUGUCAAGCCAACUGUGGUAGAUAAGGUGGGAAGUAGACCGAUUAAAGCCGAGGAAGCGAAUGGGAUACUGUUUCGGAAGCUGGAUGAUGAAGAGAUGGCAGUUCUGCGGAGGGACAUUUUUGGCGAUAAACAAACACACAGCGAGACAGCAGAAUAG